UCCAAUUUGUUCCUAUUCGAACUUAUACACGUUGCACCUGUUAUCGCCGGAUGUUUUCUUAACGUGAACUUUUACUGAGAGGAGGAAGAAAAUGUCUGGUUGUGUUUAUGUCUUCUAACUGCUCGUCCGUGUCGGCUCACACAUUUAAAAAGCGGUCGGUGCGUGGCGCUGUCACGGCGACCCACGUCUUGCUUUUUAGCCUGAAGCUAGCGCUAGCACGUUAGCAUAGCUAGCUGCAGGUAUGCUAGCAUGCUACGUGUACACACCGGGCAGCAGCUUCCUGGAAAACUGCAUUUUUAAUCUGCUCACUUUUUGCUGAAUCUUUGGCCAAGUCCAUGGACUUAUUUAGUCUAUUGAUGCCACAAUGGUAAAAAAUUGAAAAAAAAAAAUAAAAAAAUAAAAAAAUCAAAGCACAGCCACUGUUAGAUGAAUGACUUUUUAAAACAUGAUGUUCUCGUCGAGAAGAAAGCCUGUGCUCUACUUCAAGGAGGAGAGAAGAAAUGAGUCAUCACAAAAAGUUGUUCAUCACGAAGUGAAGGCUGACAGGUGUCUUCCAAGGAGAUGUUCAGUGUGGAAGCUCUUUGCACUCUGCCUCGUGCUGCUGUCCGCCCCGCUGCUCUGGCUGCAGCUCAGCUGCUCCGGCGACGGCCCGGCCGCCUCCCCGCACCACGGCAGGGACGCCCCCCAGCAGCCAUGCCGGCCUGAGAGUAAGGCGGAGUCGGCGUGGGGGGACGAGACGUCGUGGGGCCCGCACGCGCUGGCCGUGGUGGUCCCCUUCAGGGAGCGCUUCGAGGAACUGAUGGUCUUCGUCCCCUUCAUGCACACUUUCCUCAGCCAGAAGAAGAUCCGCCACAAGAUCCUCAUCGUCAACCAGGCGGACCACUACAGGUUCAACCGGGCAUCUCUUAUCAACGUGGGCUACUUGGAGAGCGGCAACGACACCGACUACCUGGCCAUGCACGACGUGGACCUGCUGCCGCUAAACGAAGCGCUGGACUACUCGUUCCCCGCCGAAGGACCUUUCCAUGUGGCGUCGCCUGAGCUCCACCCCAUCUAUCACUACAAGACCUACGUGGGCGGCAUCCUGCUCCUCACCAAGGCACACUACCAAAUGUGUAACGGUAUGUCCAACCGCUUCUGGGGGUGGGGCCGCGAGGACGACGAGUUCUACAGACGCCUCAAAAAAGCCAACUUACAGCUGUUCCGGCCCAGCGGUAUCACGACGGGAUCCGAGACCUUCCUGCACCUGCAUGACCCCGGCUGGCGCAAGAGGGACCAGAAGCGCGUGGCCAGCCAAAAGCAGGAGCAGUUCAAGGUGGACCCGGAGGGCGGGCUCAGCAACCUGCGCUACCAAGUGGAGUCACGACAGCAGCUGACCAUAGGGGGCGCUCCAUGCACGGUCAUCAACGUCAAGCUGGAGUGUGACCUGGAGCAGACGCCGUGGUGCAUGUUCGCCUAGAGCGCGGCGGGCUUUUAUUGUGAAAAGGUUCCGGAAGAGGAAGCGGAGCAACAUGUGCCUGCUGUGAAUGAACUGGCAUGUAGCUUGGUUUCCUUACACUGCAGUCCUGCUGGUACUCUUAUUUAAUGUCACGUUUAAGCGGGGUUUUUUAUUUUAAACCAAGCCAACCGUGUUGAUGUGUAGCGAGGCUAGCGGCUUUACCGGAAGUAGCGUUUUUCAUGAAUGUGGACGUGAACAAGCAAAGUGCAAAUGUUGUUUUUACUGUGAGAACCACACAGCUGUCAAGAGUUUUGUCAGCAAUAAAACAAGAUUGUCUACUUUUA
Messenger RNA from Nerophis ophidion (straightnose pipefish), 1782 nucleotides. RefSeq names its product xylosylprotein beta 1,4-galactosyltransferase, polypeptide 7 (galactosyltransferase I) (gene b4galt7). NCBI's taxonomy places the organism in Eukaryota, Metazoa, Chordata, Actinopteri, Syngnathiformes, Syngnathidae. Gene Ontology annotation, biological process: carbohydrate metabolic process; proteoglycan biosynthetic process. Bases 446 to 1459 code for a protein of 337 amino acids. Gene Ontology annotation, molecular function: xylosylprotein 4-beta-galactosyltransferase activity. The record is from RefSeq and is a predicted model, not a curated record. The transcript is spliced from 6 exons.